CAUAUCUAGGUACCUACCUAAUUUACUGGCCUUUUUGUAAGGAAACUAGUCUAUUCUCACGAUAUUGGGCCUUGAUUACAUCCUACGAAUGCACGGUGCGUAAAUCCGAAGAAACGAAUAAGGACACGGCAUUUGCAAGCAAACAGUUGAACUAAAUUGGGCCUCAAGUUUCCAGAAGGCCGAUCUACUUAGUCUAAUAGAUCCUACUCGCGGAGUUGUCAUUUGGGCUCGAAUGAGGGCAACUUGCGGGUUUACUACGGAAUGAUCUCUUCAACGAUCUGUGAUCCAGAGGUAAUUCCAGAUCUGUGAAGCGGGAACACAGAGCACAGAGCCACCGCAUCGCCGCUCGUUUCAACAGUCGAAAGUGGUGUAAGAUACCUACCUAAGUAAUCUAGUACAAUUCCAUUAUCGCUCGACGAUAACGCGACCGUGGGCAUGGCCUAUAAUAACCGUUUCCAAUUUAUGCCCCGGCAACCCUCACACCACCUGAACCACAAAGUCUCCGAUCUGUCGGACAGCCCGUACAACGAUGAGACAUCCACUGAGAUUAGGGGCCGGGAGUCCCUCGUGUCACUCCAGUCCGCCUACGAAUCUUCAUCAUUAGACGUGCCGUCAGAUGGGAAUGCCUAUGGGUCAAGUUCGUCUUGGUCACUACCCUUUGUUGGAUCUGGAUCUGGAGGUGGAGGUGGAGGUGGGGGAUACCAACCUGUAUCCCCGCCCAGCCAUUCCAACUCGACCUUUGAGCGUUACAAGAGCGUUCGUGUUAAACCUCAAGAUACAAUUCAUGAAGAUGAGAGCAUCGAUAUGUCUCUGCUCCGCGCAGCCGCGCCACUCGGAUAUUCUGGUUCGCACGAUCCUGUCCCUAGCGAUGAACCGGCAAUCGAUUUAUCCUCCUUCUCCGGACCUAUGGGCGCCGAAGACGAAGAAUUCGUCAAGUCGCUACAAGCGAAGGAAGCCAAGGGAUACUUAACCGGAGGUUUAGGGGAAGGGAUGAGCCCGGCAGCAACGCUCAAGCAAGAACAGCUUCUAGCAAGCUCUCCAUCUCUUAAGCGGAGCUUUACUCGGUCAUUUUCUAGGAAGAGCAAGCCUAAUUCAAAGUCGAGAGCCGGGUUGAAGGAGUUGGGUCAGAAUGAGGCGAAUAGGAGGGGGGAUGUGAUAGAGGUCAUCAUGGAAGAGCCUGCAGACUUGAGUACGAUGGUCGGACCAAAUAUCGUUGGGUCUGAUCCGAAUCGUCGGUAUUCGCAACUCCCAAGCCAGGAGAUGAAAACGGAGGUGUUUUACCCACAACCUAAUUGGAAACCAUUUUCCAUGAGAUGGCCGUACAUGACUGGCUUAAUUCUACUAUCCGUUGGCCUUGCCAUUGCCCAGGAGAUUCUCUUUCAGAAGUCCACCGAAGCUCCCCUCAUUAAAUUCCACAACGCCACGGAUCUGGGCCCUGGCUAUUAUUUCAUCUUCAAAUUCGUCCCCACGAUAAUCACCGUUACUUAUGGCGUGUUAUGGCAGAACACAGACUUCGAAGUUAAGCGACUUGAGGCCUUUUAUCAGUUAUCUAAAGAAGGGGGUGCCCUAGCAGCGGAGUCCAUCAACGUCGACUAUAUCACCUUGUUCAACUUCACCCGGCCGUUCCGGGCCCUGCAGCGGAAACACUAUGCGGUGGCCACCUCGUCCUUGGCAACUCUUCUUGCCAUAUCCCUGGUCCCCACUCUCGGCGCGGCGGCGCUGGUCGUGGGGCCGGAUCGGCAGAUACGGCUCUCAAACCCUGAUGUCGAGAAAACUAUCACUAUAAGUCCUAUCCUAUCCCGUCUCCUUACCAUGACUUUUUUUGUCAUCGCAAUGCUGGGAUGCGUGCUAUUUUAUCAGCUUAACAAACGGCGCUCGGGCCUGCUCUCGGACGUCAAGGGGAUCGCGGGGCUAGCGUCGAUGGCUGUAGUCAGCCAUAUCAUGAUGGACUUCAAGGACAUGGACGUCGCUAAGCCGCAGGAAAUUCACCACAAACUCAAGCAUCGGAGGUACGCGCUGCGCAACUCCUCCCUGGUCCCUGAGGAUUUUGAUCAGGUGUCUCCGCUAGCCAGCGACAAAUACAAGGAUGCGCACCUACCAGAGAACCCGCAUCCGCUCAUGCUGCGCGCUGAGGGCUGCAUACCCUUCAUCAUCGGGGUGCUGGCAUUCCUGGGCUUUAUCCCGGUGUUCUUGUUUACGCCGGCUAGCGUGCUGACGCACAAAGCGCCUUGGGCCGUUACUUUGCUGGCGGUUAUUAUCAAGCUUAGCUGGGGCAGCCUGGAGACGGCGAUCCGUAUGAUGGAACCUUAUUACAUCCUCUCGAAGCGCCACGCGCCAGCCAAUACGCUGACUCUCGAUUACACAGCCAUGCCGUUCGCCGUGGUAGCCGUGCGUGCGCUUUUCAACCGGCACUGGAUGGUGUUCCUCGUCGGGUGGGGCACCAUCAUGGUAGAAGCGCUUACGAUCUUCGUCACGAGUCUCGCGACGGUCGAGGGCCGGGACUUCUUGGAGAUAUUGAGCAAGGCGGAAGACCACAGCGAGGAGCUAGGCGACGACGGGUUCCUGCAGGAGGGGGUGGGGUCUGGCUCGGAGACGGUGCUCUCAUUCACGGUGUCGCUCGCGCUGACGGUCGUCAUCCUCCUCUACCUAUUCGUCGUGGCGACGGCCAUUUUUAUCCGUCGGCGCCACCGGUUCCUGCCGCGGCAGCCGAGCACGAUCGCCAGCGUGCUCGCGUUCGUGCACCAGAGCAAGAUGCUGUACGACUUCGUGGGCACGGCCAAGUUCACCAACGCCCAGAUGCGCGCGCGGCUCGAGGGCCUGGGCAAGACGUACGGCCUCGGCUGGUUCUCGGGUCGGGACGGAUACGUGCAUUGUGGAGUCGAUGAGGAGGAGCUGAGUGGGAAUUACAAGCAUGGCGUUGACUUCUCGCAGGGAAAUAAGCCGUGGCUUACUGAGUGGCAGGUCUUCUAGGCUGCGUAGGACGACCUCGCAAUUUGCUUCCAAUACAGCUAUCUAACUUACAUUCCUGCCAUGCAUGGUCUUUAACUUGAGAGUUGUUUUUAUCCGUCCGAGGUCACGAUGGUUUUGAUGUGCUAGCCGUAUUUAUUACAUGGUGUAGAUGUCAGCCCUUACAGGCAUCCUUGUUAUUACCUCUCUAAGCAACCACAUGUAUACGAAUACCCAAACCCACGGAUAAGUUCGCAUCCUUACUAGACAGGCAG
Messenger RNA from Daldinia caldariorum, 3221 nucleotides. RefSeq lists its product as uncharacterized. The transcript is spliced from 2 exons. The record is from RefSeq and is a predicted model, not a curated record. The coding region runs from base 436 to 2970 and encodes 844 amino acids. Lineage: Eukaryota; Fungi; Ascomycota; Sordariomycetes; Xylariales; Hypoxylaceae.